CUCUCGGCCAGCAGUUUCUGGAGUGCAGACGUGUACAUGAAGUGAUUAAAUCCUAUCUGUCUCUUUGGUUCUUUACAUUGGAUUGUGUUUAUUAGAGCAGCGGGACUUUAUCCGAGCAAUGGCCACCAUUGAUGAACUAAAGCUGCGAAUCCGCGAGUUAGAAAAUGAAUUAAUAAAGUCAAAGCAGAAGCAAAGCGAUUCUGAACAUCAUCUGAGACCAAAGAUUGCUCAAAUGAGUGCUGAAGUGGUAGACUCAAAUCCAUACAGUCGUCUUAUGGCACUGAAAAGGAUGGGCAUAGUGCAGGACUAUGAGAAAAUCCGCUCGUAUGCUGUGGCAGUGGUGGGGGUUGGAGGGGUGGGGAGUGUCACUGCAGAAAUGCUCACCAGAUGUGGCAUUGGUAAGUUGCUGCUCUUUGACUAUGAUAAGGUGGAGCUGGCCAACAUGAACCGCCUCUUCUUCCAGCCACAUCAGGCAGGACUCAGUAAAGUGGAGGCUGCUGAACACACACUUAGGAACAUUAAUCCAGAUGUUGCGUUCGAGACACACAAUUUCAACAUCACCACAAUGGACAACUUUACGCAUUUCAUGGACCGUGUAAGUCAUGGUGGUCUUGAGGAGGGAAAGUCUGUAGAUUUGGUGCUUAGUUGUGUUGAUAACUUUGAGGCUCGGAUGGCCAUUAACACAGCAUGUAAUGAAUUGGGUCAGAUCUGGAUGGAGUCGGGUGUCAGUGAGAAUGCAGUGUCUGGACACAUCCAGCUCAUUAUCCCUGGAGAAACAGCCUGUUUUGCUUGUGCCCCUCCCCUUGUAGUAGCUGCAAACAUUGAUGAGAAGACAUUAAAGAGAGAGGGGGUCUGUGCUGCCAGCCUACCUACCACAAUGGGAGUAGUCGCUGGUCUUCUUGUACAGAAUGUCCUCAAGUAUCUGUUGGGGUUUGGGAGAGUGAGUUAUUAUCUGGGCUAUAAUGCCAUGCAGGAUUUCUUCCCCAGUAUGGCAAUGAAGGCUAACCCACAGUGUGAUGACAGACACUGUAGAAGACAACAGGAGGAGUACAAGAAAAAAGAGGCAGAGCAGCCAAAGCAGGAAGUGGUACAGGAGGAAGAAGAAGUGGUAGUGCAUGAAGACAAUGAAUGGGGCAUUGAGCUGGUGUCAGAGGUCUCAGAGGCGGAGCUUCAAGCUGCCUCAGGUCCAGUUCCAGAUCUCCCAGAGGGCAUUACUGUAGCUUACACAAUUCCUGAGAAAGAUGGAGAAUCAGGGGAGACCGUAGAGGAGACGCACCAGAGUCUAGAGGAGCUGAUGUCUCAGAUGAGAAAGAUGUAGAGAAAAAAGAGAAAUAAAUAUCUUGCCUUUUAAACUCUUGAGGGGGAAAAAGAGACCCUG
Molecule: messenger RNA, 1378 nt
Organism: Xyrauchen texanus (razorback sucker)
Lineage: Eukaryota; Metazoa; Chordata; Actinopteri; Cypriniformes; Catostomidae
Product: ubiquitin-like modifier-activating enzyme 5
Exons: 12
Coding region: 119-1318 (399 amino acids)
Biological process (GO): protein ufmylation
Cellular component (GO): cytoplasm; cytosol
Molecular function (GO): UFM1 activating enzyme activity
Source: RefSeq, a predicted model, not a curated record